GAGAAGGAGUAAUGCUCCGGAGAAAACAAAAUCGGCGCAACCACAAAUUCUUCAGCUUCGGCUUCUUAAACCCUUUCUCCCAAAACAUGAAUUUCAGUCCUUCUCGCCAGCCGUCGCUCUCAUCAAGAGUACCCCAUUCGCAUAGCUCCCUCGAUGUUGCCAAUUUUGAUUCGGGUGCCAUUCUCUUCAUUUCCAUAUCAUCACACAAAUGAGAAGAGAAAUUUAACAGGCCUUUUCUAUCCAGACAUUUUUGGGCUAUCUCCUUCUUGAAGGAGACAGAAGAUUUGAGAAUAUGUCUGGAUGCAAUAAAUCAUCUAAAAAUAAUCAGCAAUCAAUCAAAUAUUGGCGAAUUCAACAUGGAGGGGCGUCCUCUAAGGCUGAUCUUUCUUGUGUAGAUUAUUCGCCUUCUCUUUCCAACAAUGAGAAUAAACAAUGCUAUGGAAGUUCUCAACCAAAGUCCCCUCGGAUACUGAGCACAGCUCAGCUCAUCUCUGCAAUAGGCCAGAUAUGGGAUUCUGCAAGUCGCCCACUUUCGGUUUUACUCCCGAAGGAAAAUGUGAAUCUGGAUGAUAAAGGAUUUCCGAAAGACAAAAUUCUGGGUAGCAUUGAUGAGAAAAAGAAUGAACUGGUAUAUACUUCAAGUGACACUAAUUACCAUCCUGUUACCGGGGGCGGUGCCCAGAUUGUGCAGGAACAAUGGGAGUUCACUAAGGUAAGGCAGAAGAUGUUACUACUUGAAUCUUCUAAAGAAAGUCAAGAUUAUAUUCAUUCUUUAUUUCAGAGGCGUUCACAGGCUAGUGAUAACAAUACAAAUAAAGAUCGGAAAGAAAUGGAACAUGAGAGAGAGGAAAUGUCAUGUAAAUCAGGAAAUGUAUAUUGGUGGAUAGGUAGGAAUUUUACUAAGAUGCUAAAUUGUCAAGUGAAUGUUACCCAGCCUGAGAAUCUGGAAACUAAUUCUCCAGUUUCUGGGGGUGGCAUUUCAAUAGAUACAAGCACCCCUGCAUUGGCUAAUGAGAGUGAUAUGUGCAGUUCUAAUUCAAUCACACAUAAAACUCAAUCAUUAUCUGAUGCUGUAAUGCAAUCAAGAAUAGUUAGCUCUUUGUGUUCAGACUAUUUUCUUCAAGCUGUGCCUGAUACUAUGGCAGACAUUGGUGCUUGUCAUACCCUUUCUUCUAGUAUCUGUGCAGACUAUCAUAUUAACUCUUUAGCUUCCUGUGAUAGUGCUUCUGAUCAGUGCCAACAUGAGAUUGAUGAUAAUGAAUCACUGGAAAUCCAAAGAAGACAUGUCUUGGAUAUAACUGAUGAUGAACCUAAGGUUCAGACAUUCUUGGCAACCCAUCUGAAGCCUUGUAAUUCCCAAGCUAAGCAAAAACAUGCUUUUUCUGGGGCGUUAGCUGGUAUAUGUGUCAGUCUUUGUCUUCACCCUGUUGACACAAUUAAGACAGUCAUUCAAUCUUGCCGUGCUGAACACAGGUCCAUCUUUUAUAUUGGGAAGUCAAUUGUUUCUGAUAGAGGUUUGCUUGGGCUAUAUCGUGGAAUUACCACUAACAUUGCAUGUUCAGCACCAAUUUCUGCAGUGUAUACUGUCUCCUAUGAAUCAGUUAAAGUAGCUUUGCUUCCUUAUCUUCCAAAGGAAUAUUAUUCUUUUGCCCAUUGUGUGGGAGGUGGUUGUGCGAGCAUUGCCACCUCUUUCAUUUUUACUCCUAGUGAACGAAUAAAGCAGCAGAUGCAAGUUGGUUCUCAUUAUCGCAACUGCUGGGAUGUAUUGAUUGGAAUUAUCAGAAAUGGUGGUUUAUCCUCCCUAUAUGCUGGUUGGAGAGCUGUGCUAUGCCGGAAUGUUCCACAUUCGAUUAUCAAGUUUUACACAUAUGAAAGCUUGAAGCAAGUGAUGCCAUAUAGUACUCAACCCAACACUUUUCAGACUUUAGUGUGCGGAGGAUUAGCUGGAUCUACUGCUGCUUUAUUCACCACUCCUUUUGAUGUGAUCAAGACUAGAUUACAGACACAGCAGAUUCCUGGAUCAGAAAAUCAAUAUGAUAGUGUGCUCCAUGCCCUUUACAAAAUUAGUAAGAGUGAAGGUUUGAAGGGCCUGUACAGGGGGUUGACUCCGAGAUUGAUUAUGUACAUGUCUCAAGGAUCACUUUUUUUUGCUUCAUAUGAAUUUUUCAAGAGGGCAUUUUCUCUGGAAGCAUCACCCGACUAAUAUAUGCAUUUAGGACAAUGACGGGAAUGUUGAAGACGGCAAAAACUUAGAAUUAACAGGUCCAUCAUAUGGUGUUCCAGCAUCAGCUUCCCCAUGUCCAUCAUCGUUUGCAUUCUUGAUGACUAGAUAAUGUGAGGAAGAAAAGUUUAAUUGUGCCACAAGCAGUUUCAUAAACUGUAGUUUUAAAGAAUAAUUUUAAAUUCUUUUGUAACAUCUUACAAAUCUUCCUAUUUAUCACAUGAAGAAUGAAAUGAAAGCAUUGUUUUUUUUUUCUUCAA
Cajanus cajan (pigeon pea) is the source of this 2481-nucleotide messenger RNA. Lineage: Eukaryota; Viridiplantae; Streptophyta; Magnoliopsida; Fabales; Fabaceae. The record is from RefSeq and is a predicted model, not a curated record.